GGCCAUUGUCUUACACAAUCUCACUCUUCUUCCAUUUUCAGGUAUUUCAUUCGUUAUCUAAGCUCAUCGCCACUCUUCCCUGCUUCAACUUCUAACUUUAUCAAACACUUUUCUAUAAAAAAUUAUGUCCUGUUUCGAUUAUUACCCAGAAAUGGAGCACGAUUAUUAGAUGUUUCCAUCAUUAAUGUAACUUUUAGAUCUGUGGACCGGAUUCCAAAUCUGAAACACUACUGUGCAGAUCUUCUGUUCGACCUGUAUUUCUGAAGAUGUGUAUGAAUCUGCUUUUCGCGUUUGAGACAGGGUUUUUCUUUUUUUUUUUGUUGUUUUCCGUCAAUUUUUAAUUUUUUAAAAUAACAGAGUGAUUUGUUCUUUGGCGGUGUUUUGGAUACUAGGACUAUCUAAUUCAUCUUCUGUGUUUUUUUUAAAAAAAUCAAUUCAUUUCAGAUUUUUCUAUUGCUUAGGGAAAAUGAAGUUAUUAGCUGAGAUGUUGGAUUGCUAGUGUGAAAGAAGUGAACUUUUUUACUUCAAUUUAUACAGUGAGAUCACUAACUAUUUUCAUCCAAAGAUUCUCUUUGGGAGGGAAUUACAAAUAAGAAAAAAAUGGAUCUUAUUAUUGGGAGCCAUAAAUGUCUAAAAGCUAUCAUUAUUGCUAUAGUUAUUCCUUAAGUAGUAAAUAAUUGUUUUCUGUUGCUCAACUCCUGCUCCCCAUUGUACAUUGUACAUUUUAUUGAAAAUCAUAAAAGACAAAAAACUGAAGCUAAUUAUAAAGAAGAGAGAGAUACUCCACUAUCAGCAUGAGGGCUUCUUUUACUGGAGAGCCUAAUUUUAUCAUUCCCGCUGCUUCUUGAGUCAGUUUUUGCAGGAAAAUUGGCAAUAAACUGCAUUGUUAUAUGUAGAUAUCAUUACCUAAUAAGUUUAAUGCCACAUUGAUUUUUUGAUUUCACUGACAUGUUGCCCCUAUUUGUUUUUCAUGAACAAACACUAUAUCCACUUGAGAGUAUGUUUGGGGGCAAGAUCUACACAAAUCUUACCUAUUCUUCGAGUAGAGAGGCUGUUUGUGGGCCGUAUUACUUUUUUAAUAUCUGUUGUCCAUUAGAUCUUCAAAUGUCUGGCAUUGUUCCCUGUAUUGGCAAAAUAGUCUUUCUGAUUCUUCUACAGGUAACAAAGCAUGUGGCGGUUUAAGCAUUUUGCCCAUAAGGAACAGAGCGGACUUGAAGGCCGCACCAUUGAUGUUGGCAAUCUCAAAGUUCAUGUUCGCAACAUAAUCGCAGAGGGUGGGUUCUCUUGUGUUUAUCUGGCCCGAGAUGCAGUCCAUGGCUCAAAACAAUAUGCAUUGAAGCACAUGAUAUGUAAUGAUGACGAGUCUUUGGAACUAGUGCUGAAAGAGAUCUAUGUCAUGAAAUCACUUAAGGGGCACCCUAAUAUUGUCACACUUUGUGCUCAUAUGAUCUUAGACAUGGGACGCACCAAGGAAGCUCUAAUUUGCAUGGAAUAUUGUGAAAAAACUCUAGUUAGUGUACUUGAGGGAAGGGGGUCUGGUUAUUUUGAUGAAAAACAGAUAUUGACAAUUUUUAGAGAUGUUUGUAAUGCUGUCUUUGCUAUGCAUGGACAAUCUCCCCCUAUUGCCCACAGGGACUUGAAGGCAGAGAAUCUUUUGCUAGGCUCCGAUGGAUUUUGGAAACUAUGUGAUUUUGGUAGUACCACUACGAAUCACAAACGGUUUGAGAAGCCUGCAGAGAUGGGGAUUGAAGAAGAUAAUAUUAGGAAACACACUACACCUGCUUAUAGAGCCCCAGAGAUGUGGGAUCUUUACAGAAAAGAACUGAUAAAUGAGAAAGUAGACAUAUGGGCUUUAGGUUGCCUACUGUUCCGUAUAUGCUAUUUCAAGUCUGCAUUUGAUGGUGAAUCAAAACUACAAAUCUUGAACGGGAAUUACCGCAUUCCAGAAUUACCAAAAUACAGCACCGCCAUUGUAGACCUUAUUCGGGAUAUGUUACAAUCUUCGCCAGAUGCCCGACCAGAUAUCAUGCAGGCAAGCGCUUUGAUCGAUUGGACAUUCAUCUGCAUGAAUUUAGGUGUGGUUCCGUGCUAACAAUUUGUUACCCGAUGGGAUACAGAAAUCAUUUCCUGAUAGAGCUCCCGAAAUGAUGCAACAAGUGGCUGAUUUGCACGAUGGUACUCCAAAAACAGCAACCAAGACAAAUCCAGUGCCUCGAAGAACUCCACCACCACCUCCCCCUUCUGCUGGAGAGACAAACCGUAAUUCACCACAGUCUCAUAACCCUGGGAUGCAUGGGGCCAAUGACCCUUUAGGUGCUUUUUGGAACACUGAACAUGCAAAGGAUGUAGUCCCAGAUGACAAAACUAGACCUAGGUAUGAUGAAGAAUUGAGUAGCUAUAAUAGAACAAGUUCUUCAAG
Molecule: messenger RNA, 2419 nt
Organism: Cuscuta campestris
Lineage: Eukaryota; Viridiplantae; Streptophyta; Magnoliopsida; Solanales; Convolvulaceae
Source: the annotation of a GenBank genome assembly